Messenger RNA from Myxocyprinus asiaticus (Chinese sucker), 5934 nucleotides. Its product is annotated as nucleosome assembly protein 1-like 4. Gene Ontology annotation, biological process: nucleosome assembly. Gene Ontology annotation, molecular function: histone binding; chromatin binding. The transcript has 15 exons. The record is from RefSeq and is a predicted model, not a curated record. Gene Ontology annotation, cellular component: nucleus; chromatin. Lineage: Eukaryota; Metazoa; Chordata; Actinopteri; Cypriniformes; Catostomidae. The coding region runs from base 348 to 1523 and encodes 391 amino acids.
AUAGUAACGCUUUAGGCAGCGGGACGCGAUUGUGGUGCCCAAAAACUGUUCACUAGGUUCUUCUGAGCCAACAGCUUAGUGGGGUGUGAUGUGUGUUUGGGAUUUCACUGACUGAGGCGGGGAGUUAUUUGGACCAAUGCACUUCAGCUUUACUGCCGAGUCCAUCAGCUGAACAACAGCAGCUUAUCCAGAAUUUUGGAGCUGUGGUAUCAAGAUGGAUGGUGACAAUGAAGCCAAAGUUUUAAGGCAGUCGUGCAUUCCAUACUUUAACUUUUGUGGAAAGAAAACUAUUGAAUAGUGAAAAGAAUUGAAUAUUGAAUAUAAAAAGCAAGGUGAGUGACCAGGCGAUGCAGAACCCACAGGUAUUGGCUGCUCUUCAGGAAAAAGUCGACAGUGUCUCACAUAGUGCUUCAGUCAUGGAGAGCUUACCCAAGUCUGUGAAAAGAAGAGUCCAUGCCUUAAAGAACCUUCAGGUUAACAGCAUGCACAUUGAAGCCAAGUUUUAUAAGGAGGUGCAUGAGCUGGAGCGGAAGUAUGCCGCUCUUUAUCAGCCGUUAUUUGACAAAAGAAAAGACAUUGUCUCUGGAAAAGUGGAACCAACUGAUGAGGAGUGCGAAUGGCAGAGUGAACAUGAGGAUGAAGAAGCAUUAGCAGAAGAUUUGAAGAAGAAAGCUGCUAUAGAGGAAAAGACAAAGGAUGCUAAUGAGGAGACACCCAAGGGAGUUCCAGAGUUCUGGCUCACCAUAUUCAGAAGUGUGGACAUGUUGAGUGAUAUGCUGCAGGAACAUGAUGAGCCAAUACUUAAACAUUUACAAGAUAUUAAAAUGAUAUUUUCUGGUCCAGAUCAGCCCAUGAGUUUCACAUUAGAGUUUCAUUUUGAACCCAAUGAAUACUUCACCAACACAGUCCUCACAAAAGUAUACAAGAUGAAGUCAGAGCCAGAUGCAGAGGAUCCAUUUUCAUUCGAGGGACCUGAAAUCAUUGACUGUGAAGGGUGUGAAAUUGAUUGGCACAAAGGCAAAGAUGUGACCGUCAAAAUGAUCAAGAAGAAGCAAAAGCACAAAGGCAGGGGGACAGCGAGGGUAGUCACCAAACAAGUGCCCAAUGACUCCUUUUUCAACUUUUUCAACCCUAUUAAAGUUUCACCAGAUAAAGAGUUGGAUGAGGAUUCGGAGUACACCUUAGCCACAGAUUUUGAAAUUGGUCAUUUCUUCCGGGAACGAAUCGUACCGAGAGCAGUUUUGUAUUUCACAGGAGAAGCUCUGGAGGAUGAUGAGAGUUUUGAGGACGAGGAACUGGAUGAAGGUGAAGAGGAGGACCAAGAUGAGGAGGAUGAAGAUGAUGAGGAGGAGGGAGAGUUAGAUUCAAAGGUAAGAAAGAAAUGUCAUGAAUCCAUUCCAGAUUGGUGCUGUCAUGCCUCCGCCUCCACACAACACCCCCACCCUCCGCCCCCCAUCUUCAUCCCUGUCCAUAUGUCUGCUAUCCCAUGCCCACAGCAACCCUGUAACAUUGGACUAAACUAGAGGUCGACCGAUAGUGGGUUUUGCCGAUAACUAAGGUGGUGGAAAAGGCUGAUAACCAAUUAAUUGGCCGAUAGUUUUUAAAAUCAAUUAAUAGAAUGUAAAUUGGGGGGGGGGUCUCAAUGUGACUGGCACAGACACAAGAGUCAAAGAUGAAAAAUUCCCAGAUACAGUAUAUUGUUUACCAAAAUCCCAAUAAUAAUAAUAAUAUAAUAAAAAAAAAAUGAAGAUUUGGUGCAGAAUAUGAACCUUUUAAUUAUAAACAAGCCCAUAACACAUCGGGGACUCUUAUUUUGAAAUGACAGUGACGUGGCUCCGUUACAAGGCUCUGUACUCAAGUAUUAACAAAAUUAAGCUUUUUAUACCCUAAAUAUUCACCAGAUGAAGGUUUUUGUAUAUACAGUACUGUGCAAAAGUCUUAGGCGCAUUAUAUUUUUCACAGAAACAUUUGUCUUAAAAUGGUUAUUUGGUAUAUUCUGCUUUUAAUGUAUCAGUAGGAAAUAUCAGUUUUAGAUUUCAACAUUCCGUUUGCAAAUAGAUUGAAUAGAAGAAGAACAAAGAGCCCUACAACAGCUGGUAUGGCCCCCACAGGGCCCGGAUCUCAACAUCAUUAAGUCAGUCUGGGAUUACAUGAAGGGACAGAAGCAACUGAGACAGCCUAAAUAGAUAGAAGAACUGUGGCAAGUUCAUCAAGAAGCUUGAAACAUCCUAUCUGCCAACAACCAAGAAAAACUGUGUCCAAGUGCACCUAGGAGAAUUGGUGCUGUUUUAAAGGCAAAGGUGGUCACACCAAAUAUUGAUUUAGCCUUUUUAUGUUUACUGGACUUUGUAUGACAUUCAUUGCUAAAUGAAAACUAUUAAUGGCCUUAUUUUUGAAGACAUCCUCACUAUGCAACAUUUUUCACAAGUGCCCAAAACCUUUGUACAGUACUAUAUAUAUUUCACCAGAUGAUGUUUAAAGAGGAAUAAGGUUUAUUAUUAUUAUUAUUCACAAGAUAUGAAGUUGGAGACAAUGUAUGUGCUGACGGGGCAUCGCAUUUUUCUUUGCAUGCCCUCGCUUCAUUUUAAAACACUUGAUUAUCUUAUGAAAAUAACAAAAUAUGUAUUGAAGUGAUGCUAAAAAUAUGGAGGAAUAUUGUCAGUGAUUAAAGACUUAGAUAUAGCACAUCUCUGGCCACAGAACAAUCAUCAUCGAUUUUUGUAGAUAACCAAUAGUUCCAGAAAGCAACUAUCGGCACUGAUUACUCAGUAAAACUUAUAUAUCAGUCUACCUCUAGACAAAACCACUCAUUUCAUGUAAUUAAUGCCUUGCCCAACAUCUCAGUACAUGACUGUAAAAGAAAAGAGUUUGUCUUUUGUUUGCCUUUUGGUGAGUCAUCCAAGUCAUCCAAGGUUUCUCUUCCAUGAGCAGGAAAGUUUCAUGAUUGCUAUGUUGUAGAAUUUGGGACAAGGUCCUUCCAUCCAUUUAGCUUUUUCUGUAUACCCUGUUUAUAGAAUCUUACUUAACAGAUUUUGUUAGUAUUUAAUCAUUAGCGUCUCGGCAUCCUCUUUGGAAUUCAUACAUUUUAUUAUACAUAAAAAUGUAACUUAUUUCAUAUCUGCCUAUGCAGGGUGAUACUAAACCACCAGGUACUGACACUGAAGACUCAAUGUGUCUCAUUCCCUAACCCUGCAUAUGCACAUAUUUGUGUGUUAAACCUGUGUGCGAAUGUUUUCAUGCCUUUAUCAUGAUUCAUAUAUAAGUUAACACUCAGGAGUUUCAACUGGUUUUGAAAAUGGCACACUUGGAUCUCCUCAAAUCUUGCUGCAGAUGCUCUUAAACAUAAGCACGUCUUUGGAGCGUGUAAGAAUAUGUUUGCAGAGAGUGAUGAAUGGCCGUACUGAUGAAGUUGAUUAUGCUAAUUGCUAACUGUGAGAAUGCACUCCCUUUUUUAGAAAAAUCUGGAUUGAUCAACAUUAGAAAAGGGGUAAGAGCAAAUGCACCUGUGAAUCCAGCUGAAUUUUAGCCUUAAAAACAAUUGUGUGCAAUUAUUAAAGGGAUAGUUCAACCAAAAAUGAAAAUUCUCUCAUUAUUUUAUGGCAUCCAAGAUGUUUAUGACUUUCUUUCUUCUGCAGAACACAAAUGAAGAUUUUUAGAAGAAUAUUUCAGCUCUGUAGGUCCAUACAAUGCAAGUGAAUGGGUGCCAAAAUUUUGAAGCUCCAAAAUACAAUAAAAGGCAGCAUAAAAGUAAUCCAUAAGACUCCAGUGGUUAAAUCUAUGUCUUCAGACAUGAUAUGAUAGGUGUGAGUGAGAAACAGAUCAAUAUUAAGUCAUUUUUAGCAUAAAUUCUCCUCCCUGCCCAGUAGAGGGCAAUAUGCAUGAAGAAUGUGAAUCACUAAAAACACAAGAAUGAGAAAGUGUAGUAAAUUGGAGAUUGACUGAGCAGGGAGGGGAAUCUAUAGUAAAAAAUUAAGAAGAAAAAAAAAGACAUAAUAUUGAUCUGUUCCUUAACCACUAGAGUCCUGUGGAGUACUUUUAUGUUGCCCUUAUGUGGAUUUUGGAGCUUCAAAUUUUUGGCAUUGUAUGGACCUACAGAGAUGAAAUAUUCUUCUAAAAAUCAGAUAAAAUAAAUUAAUCCAUAUCUGGGAUGGCAUAAGGUUGAGUAAAUGAUGAGAGAUUUUUUUUGUUUUUUCAUUUUUGGGUGAACUUUCCCUAUAAUGAAUGUGCUGGAUUUACUGCUUGGUUUCUAUAAAUGUUUUUGAGUUUUGAGUUCUUAAAAUGUUAGUAUGUUUUCAUAGUAAAUCAAACUCUUAUUUCGAAAGAUCAAGAACAUUUUUAUUCCUGAUGUUAAGACCCCAUUAAUAAAAAUAAAUGCUUCAGGCAUGGCACAUUUUCUCCUGAAGGAUCAAGCAGUGGUGAAAUGUGCUAUCUUCCCAUUUAGUGGUGUACAGUAUCUGCAGGACCACCUCACCCUCUUAUCCUAACUAAUAGCUACAUUGUUCACAUUUUUGUUCCUACAUAGAUCAACGGAGAUGUGUUACUGUAAAUGUGCUUUCAUUAGCCAUUCUGCUGAGGUGAAGAUAUACAAUAUCUCCCUGGUUAACCCUCCCUUUUCUCUGAUGCUGCUUCUGCCUCAAGUUGCAGUCAUAAAGUUAUUCUUACUUGAUAAGAAUUUCUUCCUUCCCCUCCAUCCCUCUCUUACAUCACUUUUUUCAGAGUGUGGAUCCUCAGCCUCCAGAAUGCAAACAACAGUAGUUUGGACUGCUCACUCCUGACACUGUUAGUCCCCAUCAGCUCGCUAGUGCUGCGUGUAGUCUCAGCUGAUUACACCAUCCUCACAAAACAACCACAAUGAUGCAAUACAUUGGAAAGAAAACAAGUUUUUUUUUUUUUUUCAAAUAUUGCUUAUUUCAAAACUCAACUGCUAUAGUACAACAGCACUAUAAAUAAAUUGGGCAAUUCCAUGCGGUCUGCCUCAGAAUGUAGAUUUAUAUAAAAAUAAAACAAAACUAUUUUUGAAUUCAUGAUUUAGGCCUUGGUUUUGGAAUGCAGACAUAUUUUGAGCAUAUCUAUUUAUGUACAUUUUGAACAAAGCAGCAUGUUUAUGCACUUAUUUAUUAAGAGAAGUGUGUGGACAAUUACUAGCUAGCUUACCAACCAACCAAUGCAUCAAUGAUACCUUGCAGGCAAGUAGGUAGGUAAUCCCUACUUGAGUAAUUUGUAUUUAAUCAUAUCAGGCCUCUUUACAAUGUGGAUGACAUUUUACAGCAUUUGUCUAACAUUUCCAUCUUUGACUUGCCUCUUGAACAUCACGAUUAAAAACAAACUCUGCACUUUGUAUUUGUUUAUGUAUAUACUGUUUGUAUUUAAAUAUAAGUUUCUUCCAUACUGCUGGAAUUGCUCAAUUUAGAAAUUAACAAUAGCAAAUGGCAGUAGUCUACUGGCAUUGGUCACUGAAUUCUGAGACGACUGCAGAUGAUUAUAUUUCCUGGAGGUCACAUCCCCAAGGCUGUUUUUUGAAAAACAAUGUCACAUCCCAAAGUUAUCUGUUUUAUUUUGUGACUGGAUCUUAUAGGUUACUCAGGGUUUUUUAUGCCAAGAUGACAGUGUACGAGUAUCCAGCAUUGUGAAAACUGUUGAUAUUAAAUCUAACCUGCAAAAUGUUCUCUUUUGCCUUGUAAAGGAAGGUUUUUUUGUAUCUAGUUUUACUUAAGAGUUAUUUAAAUUAUUUUCUUCUUUUCCAUUAUUUUAUUAUUGUUUUGAACACAGUGUAUUGGUCUUGUGCUUCUUGGUGGAUCCCUGAGAGAAUAUGUUUAGCAGAUGUAUGUACUGUACUGUAUCCAGUUGAUUAUAGCCCCUUGUAGCAUUUUUAAAAUGCUUUUGCUGUACUGCCCAAGCACUUACUAAAAAAUUAAACAUGUUUAUUGCAAAUAA